GCAGUCCCCGCCUCCCGUCUGCAGACCGCCGAUUUUUGAAAAAUAACGGCUGUUUCAAUAGCAAGACGCAAAUCAAAGUACGGUGCAAACGUCGGCAUUUUAAAACUUUUUGUCAGACCCCCGAACAUCAUGACGUCCAUAACUGAUCCAAACAUGAGUGUCAGGUUCGCCAGUGCAAUGGAGGAGAUCCAUAACAAACAGCUUAAAACAUAUGGGGAGAUAAUAGACACAACUACAGAGCUGUGCCAGUCCCAUAGACAAUUUGUGAAAUCUGCACUUGAUACGUGUUUAAAGAAAUGUAAGGAUGAUGAGAUGCUGUUUGAGACAAUACAGACAUUCAAAAGAGACUUGGAACAAAAAAGUGCAUUUGUGAAAGAGAAACGGGAUGCCAUUUCUGAAGAGAUAUCUGAGAUUCAGCAGAAGGAGAUGCAGAAGGAUGACAUUAUUCAGAAGAUAGAGAAACUUAAAGAAGAACAAUCCAAGAGAAAAGAUUUAAUUGAGUCUCAAAACAAAGCAAACAAAGACAGACUGAAGAAUCUCCAGAAAGCUAGACUAGUCUUUCAGGAUCAUUUGGGGAUGGAGAUUCGCACAAUUCUCGGCAAAACACAAUUGGUUAAAGGUGAAAAGUUGCAGUUCGUUUUCCGGAAUAUCAACCCUUCAGAUCAGGACAGUGCCUAUAUUGUCACAAUGGGGAUUAAAGAAGAUGGAUCGUACCAGAUUGUGUCUAGUGACCCCCCACUCGCGUGUUUGCCAGUCUUGGAGAGCCGGCUUCAGGAGACCAAUAACCUACCAGCAUUCCUGGCAAAUGUCAGGAAGGAGUUUAUCUCUCAGGCACGCUGCUAAGACUGGACGGGUGGAAGGACGAGGAACUGUGCAGGGAAAUUCUUGCUGCAAUGUGGACUAAUGUAAGCAAGGACCUCAUGUUCAAGAAUCUGUUCACAUUCUUCUUAAUCAGCUUAAAUAUAAAGCAACACAGUUUUUAAUCUGUACCUACAUCCCUGUAAACAACACAUUAUCUGCUUUUUCAAGAGUAAUAUGUACAUAUGGGUUUAUGAUGCACUUCUGUGGGCAGUAAUUAACAAGCUGUAUUUAAUAAUCUGGGCUUCUAACUAAAUAAUUACUGGUGUUUGAGGCACAAGUGUCCUGUCUCAGUG
Molecule: messenger RNA, 1154 nt
Organism: Toxotes jaculatrix (banded archerfish)
Lineage: Eukaryota; Metazoa; Chordata; Actinopteri; Toxotidae
Gene: spc25
Product: SPC25 component of NDC80 kinetochore complex
Exons: 7
Coding region: 130-843 (237 amino acids)
Biological process (GO): chromosome segregation
Cellular component (GO): Ndc80 complex
Source: RefSeq, a predicted model, not a curated record